CGCCCCGCUUCGCCCUGCGCUGGAGCCCGGAACUUCGGGCGCGCGGAACUUCGGGGCCGGAGCGCCGGAGCGGCGGACCCGGAGCGCGAUGGAGCGGGCGCGCGGGCCGGGGGCCGAGGCCGACGCGCUGGAGGACGAAGAGGAGGCGGGGGGUAUCAUGGCCGCUGUGGUUGCGGCUGCUGGUGGCGCGAGUCCCGCCGUCCUGCAGGUGGCCGUCCUGCAGGUGGCCGGCCUCUAUCGGGGCCUGUGCGCGGUGCGCAGCCGCGGCCUGGGCCUGGGGCUCGUGUCACCCGCGCAGCUGCGCGUGUUCCCGGUGCGCUGUGGCUCGGAACGGGCCGCUGGGGGUGCGGACGGCAGCGGGGUCCGGGAAGAGCUCAAGGCCAACCCCUUCUACGACCGCUACCGCGACAAAAUCCAGCAGCUGCGCAGGUCUGACCCAGCUGCUUUUGAGUCCCGACUGGAGAAGCGCAGUGAGUUUCGGAAGCAGCCAGUGGGGCACUCCAGGCAAGGUGACUUUAUCAAAUGUGUGGAACAAAAGACAGACACCUUGGGAAAACACCCUAUGAGCAGAGGAUUCACUAAGGACAAGACUCUCAGUUCAAUCUUUAACAUCGAGAUGGUGAAAGACAAAACUGCUGAAGAAAUAAAACAGAUUUGGCAGCAGUAUUUUGCAGCAAAAGAUACAGUCUACGCAGUUAUUCCUGAAAAGAAGUUUGAUUUGAUCUGGAACCGGGCUCAGACCUGUCCAACAUUUCUGUGUGCAUUACCAAGAAGGGAAGGCUAUGAGUUCUUUGUAGGACAGUGGUCAGGUACUGAACUCCACUUCACUGCACUUAUAAAUAUUCAGACCCGAGGGGAAGCUGCAGCCAGCCAGUUGAUAUUAUAUCACUACCCUGAACUGAAGGAAGAAAAGGGCAUAGUGCUGAUGACAGCAGAAAUGGAUUCCACAUUUCUGAAAGUUGCUGAGGCACAGUGCAUUGCUAACCAAGUUCAGCUCUUCUAUGCCACCAAUCGGAAGGAGACCUACGGAUUAGUGGAAACCUUUAACUUCAGACCAAAUGAGUUCAAAUAUAUGUCUGUCAUCGCUGAAUUGGAGCAAAGUGGACUUGGAGCAGAACUGAAAUGUGUCCAGAACCAGGAUAAGACUUAGGGCUGUAAAAGUUGGCUCCUUACAGAGCCUGCUCAGCCCUGGAUAGUCUAGAGCCCACCUACCCCCUUGAACUCUCAGGACCUUAGCAUCGACAAUGAGCCCAGUGUUGCUUAUGCAAGAAGUAAUCAUGAAGAUGAGCCCUAUUUUUGAUAUCCAGAAACAAAGGUACCUAAACAUUCUGAUAAUUAUCUCUCAGUAUACCUGAGAUUUCCUUUUUAAGUGUUUGAGGUCAUAACCAGACAGCCAAGGAUCUGCAGGAUGGUGAACUUGAUUUUACACAGUGUAACAUUUUGUUACAAGUGCAUUUGCAUUCUGGCCAUUUUGACUGCACAGCUCCCAAACGAUGAGUACUUCAUCUUUAUAAACUGUGACAGGAUAAUAAGCUUGAAGACCCGCUAUAGUUAGAUGUAGGCUUUGCAUACUCUGCCCAUGUGCCAGUUUUUGGCCAAAUGCAUAACCCAAAUAUCCUGUUUAGACAACCAGAUAUCGCCAUCAGGAUUAAGAGUUCAUCUAGAUGCCCCCAGAGUUGCCUUUAGUGUAGCUGGUUUGAAGUAUUAGUAGAUUCCAGCUAUAGUUAAACACACAGGUAUAGUGCCUGUGUAUUUUUAAACCAUAGUUCAUGGUACCUGCUGCUCUUAACUCUGCCCUUUAGAAGCUAUCUUGUAUUUGAAGGGGGCGAAUCAAUGCAGUGUGAAUAAACCAACUUUUUUGUAAGGAGAUGAUCGAUCCAGAUAAUGCAUGUUUUUGUGUUUUGCUUUAUAAAAAAAAAACAACUCUAAGCUGUGCCAGUAUUAUAUGAAAAAAUGGGUGGAAGAAAAUGUUCCCAGAUUAGGUGUAGAGAAAAUAUAGCAAUAAAAUUAAGUCUGGCUUACUAUGUUUGUUACAUUAAACAGUGAAGUCUAAGCUAUGUGCUGUCCAUACUGUCAGUAUUACAGGCUGAUUUAAUCAAAAGUCAUCUUUGGACUCGGUAGUUGCGUGAAACACAAAAAAUAAGAAAGGAGGUCUCCAGCACAGGAAACUCACAUUUGGUUUAUAGUAUCACUGUUAUGGCUCCGCGCUCAGUGAUAGAAGAGGGUGGUAGUUACACACCAGACUUCUGAACCUGAGGCCCCACCUCCCAUUAUUGUCACCAGCUGCCUUUCCUUUUCUUGCUCUAACAUGCUCCACUUUGUCUGCUGCUCCUGCCUGAUAUCGGGUUGUAUGACACUGAAUAUGGUGAGUGGAAAUGUAACCAGUACUUACAAUUGUGUAUGUGUUUUCUUCAUUAUAGUCGGGCCUGUCCCCAGGCUCUUUAAAUGGACUUGGACUUCCCAAUUAUUUUCUGAGCUGUGUCUAUUUUGUUGUGCUUCUGAGUCUGUGUAUAGAAGGAGACUGGCAGUGUUUGUUUAACCUGGAAAAGCUGCUAGCCUUUCACAAUUUCUCUAAAGGUUGAGUUGUUUCCUAAUGCAAAUUCUGGACCUGCCUUUCCUGACAGUUCAUUUUUUGAGAAACUUGAGUCUGGAUAUUUUGAGUCCCAGGAAUCUUUAGCACCAGGUGGAGUUGCUUUCAUGAGUAUCCACUUAUGUUUGCUUUUUCCUCCAAAUGGACCCAGUUCUUAGCCAUAGUACAUUUUCAUAAGACCUCCACCAGAGGGUGAGAAAAUGAUGGGAAAAGAAAUAAGCACUGGCUGCUUAUUUGAUCAUUCCUCCCAGCUUUGCCCUAAAUCCCUACUUGCCAAAGAAGGAUGUACCCACAAACAGUUGCAUUGGUCAUAAUCAAAGCUCCAUCUGGUUGUUCUUUAUAUUUACCUAGCAAGAUCUGGCAAAGAACUGAAUGAAAAUUGUAACAUCAGUAAAUCUGUCCCCUGGUGCAGGCUGGUGAUAUAGAAAGUGGACAGGCUUUAGAUAAAUGGACCUGGGUUCAGAUGUCAGAGUUGCAAUUCAUUAGCUCUAUAAUAGUGUACAAAUUAAACUCUAAUUAUGUUUCUUCAUCUGUAAAAUAGGAAUAAUAAUAAUAAUAAUAUCUACCUCAUAGGAUUAUUGUGAGAAUUAACUUAUAUAUAACCUACAGGAGAGCUUAACAAAUGUCAACUCCCUUCCUCUUCUCUACUUCCCCUGCCUCUCAUUAAAGACCAACACAAAUUAGCAUUUACAGAUGUCCAGGUCAUUCUUCAUUCCAGUUGAAAGAUCAAACCUUAUCUCACAGGUUAUCAAACUUUAAUAAGCUGCAGUAGAAUUACCUUUAGCACUUCAAAAUGCAGGUGCCCAAGUCCCAAACCCCAGCCUACUGAAUCACAAUCUUUGCAGAAAGUGCUGGGAAUCUGCAUUGUAAUAUGUGCUGCAUGUGAUUCAAAUGUAGGUAAUUCACCAGCCACACUUGGAGAAACAUUGCCUUAUGUGUUCUUCACAAAAAAUGCCCAUUAAUCAGGUCUUCCUUUCCUAUGGACAUUACCAGUAGAAUCGGAUUCCUCUGUCCUUUGCCUCCCACAGUGGUCCCUUUGCAUACUCUAUAUUUAUUUGUGUAUGUACCUUUUCUCCCCACUAGACUGUGAGCUUCUUGAGGGCCAGGGUUUAUCCAUUCCCAGUGCCAAGGACACGGCCUGAAACAUAGAAGAUACUCAGUUGUUUGUUGACUAAAUAAAUGGCAUGGAUUUUAGCCAAAACAUU
This is a messenger RNA of Hipposideros armiger (great roundleaf bat), 3795 nucleotides long. It is a transcript of the gene ATPAF1, whose product is annotated as ATP synthase mitochondrial F1 complex assembly factor 1. The transcript is spliced from 9 exons. The record is from RefSeq and is a predicted model, not a curated record. Bases 89 to 1150 code for a protein of 353 amino acids. Gene Ontology annotation, cellular component: mitochondrion. Gene Ontology annotation, biological process: mitochondrial proton-transporting ATP synthase complex assembly. NCBI's taxonomy places the organism in Eukaryota, Metazoa, Chordata, Mammalia, Chiroptera, Hipposideridae.